This is a messenger RNA of Cyprinodon tularosa, 2346 nucleotides long. RefSeq names its product C1q and TNF related 9 (gene c1qtnf9). NCBI's taxonomy places the organism in Eukaryota, Metazoa, Chordata, Actinopteri, Cyprinodontiformes, Cyprinodontidae. The record is from RefSeq and is a predicted model, not a curated record. The transcript is spliced from 4 exons. Gene Ontology annotation, molecular function: protein binding. Bases 299 to 1318 code for a protein of 339 amino acids.
GGUUCUGUUUACCUUCCUAUUCUCAGACGCUGUGACUCUGGGCUUAUUAUUAGCCUCAGCUGGACUAGACAAGCAUCUGAAGGGCUAGAGGCCAUGCAUAACUGAUGGAGCAGAGUCAAUGACUAAACAAGUGAGCCAGUGAGAAUGCUCUGAGAAAUAUGUUAAGCUUUCUCCAGACUGUGAAUCUUUGGCUCCUGCUAUGAACUUGUCUACUGUUGCAUGGGGUUUGACUGAAAGUCCUGAUACUGACAGUGUGCAUUGACUGAGAGUCUGUAAGUCUGAGCGUUUAGUAUGCAAAAUGUUGCAGAUAAGCUUAAGGGUUGCGCUCCUGCUCCUGCUCUUGGUUGUCAGAUGCAUUGCAGAGGAAUCAACACCGUCUAAAGGUUGCGUUUGCGGGUAUCCUGGAAUACCGGGCGAUCCCGGUCACAACGGUUUACCAGGCAGAGAUGGCAGAGACGGACUCAGAGGGGACAAAGGAGAACAAGGUGAAAUUGGCCCUUCAGGACCAGCUGGUGUUGGAGGCCUAAAGGGAGACAAAGGCGACACUGGUACAAGUGGUGCUACUGGGUCUAAAGGAAAAAAAGGAGAUAAUGGUGAGAGGGGACCUCCUGGGAAAAUGGGCCCCCAAGGAAUACAGGGACCAUAUGGGCCAAAGGGAAGUAAAGGAGAUCUUGGCCUGCCAGGACCCCAAGGACCUAAAGGAGAUGUAGGGUCUCCAGGACCACAUGGUCCAAAGGGGGAAGUUGGUCUUCGAGGUGACAGAGGUAUUCAGGGGCCACUGGGACCCCCUGGCAAACCAGGCCCUAAGGGAGAAAUGGGUGUUCCGGGUCACAAGGGCAACAUUGGCUACCGUGGAGAAAGAGGUGCCCGGGGUGAGAAGGGUGAGGGGGGUGAAAAAGGUGAGUCUCCUGUCAUCCCCAAAAGUGCCUUUUCCGUGGGACUAACAGCCCGUAGUAAACUUCCACCAGCUAAUACGCCCAUCAGGUUUGACAAGAUCAUUUACAACCAGCAAAAUCACUACGACCCACAGUCUGGGAGAUUCACCUGCCCCGUGGCAGGCGCCUACUUCUUCACCUACCACAUCACCGUCUUCUCCAGAAAUGUGAAAGUGGCCCUAAUGAAAAAUGGGGCCAAAAUCAUCCACACCAUGGACAAUUACCAGGCCAGCGAGGACCAGGCAGCAGGGGGCGCUGUGCUGCACUUGGAUGUGGGGGACAGAGUGUGGCUGCAGGUGGUUGGAGGAGAGCUAUUUAAUGGGCUAUUUGCUGAUGAAGAUGAUGACACUACUUUCUCUGGGUUUAUAAUCUUUGGAGCUUAAUUAAAGCUAUUUGAUAGGUGUUGGAAAAUCUCAGACAGUAUAAAACAGAUAUGUCUCAUUUUAAGGAAAUAAAUGUUGAAUCUUUAUAUAUAUGUGAAUAAAAACAGGCAAUUCAACAAUAUUCUUGGGGAACUCAUAUAAUAAUUCAGUCUAUAGUUAAUUUAUAGUUCAGAAAUAAAUCAAUUUAUAAAAAAAUCUAAUUAUAAUUAAAUUUAACAAUUUAAAUUGUCGUGUAAAGAUACCACUUCAGAUGCAGAUUGUGUUUUCUGAUAUUUGCAUUGCCCGGUCUAUGAUUUUAAACCAGAAGGAACUACUUCUUCAAUAUAUUUUAUUGAAUAAGCAGUAGGAUUUCCUUUGUUGUACCUCGGAAUAUAACUUCCUUAAAAAAAAAAUAAUAAAAAAUGACAAACCGGGGGUCAAACCGAACAAUGAGUUAUUUACUAAUAUACCUCAUAUUUUUUCUGUAACAGUGGGACAGAGAUCCUCCAUAAAAUCAGAAAAGCAUAAAACAGAACUUAUAAAAUCAGUAAGAUAAUCCCCAAAAUUCAAACCUUUAAUUUUGUAUUACUCUUUUUUUUGUAACUCUUAUUACUCUGCAUUGUUAUGAUGCUUCAAGCACAAGAGGGCACCCUGCAAGAAAAGUAUGUAGACUCCAACAAAAAUAUAUCAGGCUUGUGGGUAGAUUAACCACGUGCUGCAUUUUUAACCAAACUGGGCAACAAUGUUGCAAGAAAUGCACAAAGGUGAUUUUUUUUUUUUUUUUAUUCUGAACAAAUUUUUUUGAGAUAAGUCACAUUCUGUUUCCAAACCCUGGAAACCAAAACAGAGCAGGUUGGGAAGCAAAGCAUUAGGCUGUUUGUAGAUGAUGAAAUGAAACUCAUAAGGAACAGAACAUGCUGAUGGUGAGAAGAUUAUUAAUGGUCUAUGCUUACAUAAGUUUGGAUUUGAUUUAUCUAUUAAAUGAACAGGACAAUUGUUCUUUUUCUGUAUGGAAAACCUUUGAAUAAAAUCUGUAACGUGUCACCAGA